AUGAAUCGCUUCUGUUGUAUUCCUCAUUUAAAAAUAUGGACCCACGAAGGAAACGUGAGAAGAAACAAAAAGGAACAGGAUGCUACUGAAACAAACGAGCUUCAACAAUCUGAUGCAGAACCAUCAGAUGGCAGCACAAGAGAAGAAGAAAUGGCACUGAAAAGGAAGAUAAAGGGAAACAAAAAAUAUAUGGGAGCUCAUGUCUCAAUAACAGGAGGAAUGUGGAAAGCAGUUGAAGUAAGUGUGGCCAUAGGAGGUCACGCUUUUGCCCAGCGCUCCUGGACCAGACCUGCCCUCGAUCCAGCUGCCACAGUUUCAUUUCAGGAAACCUGUGCUGUACAUGGCUUCGAUCUGAUGCACAUCCUGCCACAUGGAUCUUACUUGAUGAACUGCGGCUCCCCCAAAGAAGAUGUGUUCAGUAAGAGACAGGCCGUGCUUGUGGAUGAGUUGAGUCGCUGCAGUGCACUGGGCAACAGCCAGUUUAACUUUCACCUUGGGGCUUCUAUAGACUCCAGCCCUGAGCAGUGCAUGGAGAAAAUUGCCCAAGCUAUUAACCAUGCACACCAGAAAACCCCUGCCGUCAUUACAUUCCACUAUGCCACCACCACCACUUCCACUCCCACUCCCACUCCCACUCCCACUCCCACAAACUCAAGCAUCUUCAAAAAUUUGUGGGUAGACUGGGUGUGUGAAAAGACACGUGUCGGAGUGUGUCUGGACACUUGCCAUGCUUUUGUAGCAGGCUAUGACAUUUCACCAGCUGGAGGAGUGAAGAAUAUGCUAGAUGAAUUUGAUUGCGUGGCUGGAUUGCAUUAUUUGAAAGCAGUUCAUCUAAAUGACUCUAAAGGAAAAUUAGGCUGCCAUCUGGAUGGAAAUGAAGACAUUGGGCGUGGCCAAAUAUGUAUUACUGCUUUCCGAGAAAUUGUGAAUGAGCCUCGACUGGAUAUCCCUCUGAUUUUAGAAACACCUGGUCGCCCAGGUUUUGAGUAUGCUAAACAUAUAGAGCUCCUUUACUCCCUUUGUGGAAAAAAGUGA
Molecule: messenger RNA, 1035 nt
Organism: Myxocyprinus asiaticus (Chinese sucker)
Lineage: Eukaryota; Metazoa; Chordata; Actinopteri; Cypriniformes; Catostomidae
Product: probable endonuclease 4
Exons: 9
Coding region: 1-1035 (344 amino acids)
Biological process (GO): base-excision repair
Cellular component (GO): nucleus; mitochondrion
Molecular function (GO): zinc ion binding; phosphoric diester hydrolase activity; DNA binding
Source: RefSeq, a predicted model, not a curated record